Messenger RNA from Lentinula edodes (shiitake mushroom), 1884 nucleotides. RefSeq lists its product as uncharacterized. The record is from RefSeq and is a predicted model, not a curated record. Lineage: Eukaryota; Fungi; Basidiomycota; Agaricomycetes; Agaricales; Omphalotaceae. Bases 1 to 1884 code for a protein of 627 amino acids. The transcript has 12 exons.
AUGAAGCAACUGGCUAGACUUUCUUUUGGCACCAGAACCUCUAUUGGUCAUGAGGAUUAUCUGAGCUGGGUGUCGGAUCUAAAGGGGAUGAUAGAGGGAACAAUAGACAAUGUCAAGGACUUGGCUGUUUCUUCACUAGUCAGUAUAGCACGGCGAUGUGAUUUAGCUGCCAAUGUCGACGGAACAGCAAGAUUUGUCCAUAUGCUGCAUGAGCUUUACUUCUCUGCCAAAGUUAAUAGUCGUUUGAAUUUGAUGAAAUUCAAAGAUAACAGUCGUCGACCGAAGCCUUCCGAAGUAUACAAGUCUCUUCAAACUCAUAGUAUUCCUGAACAUAAAAGUCAAGAUUAUAUGUCAGCUGGGAGUAGAUGGGCAUUCUUGGCUAAUGCAGGGUCACUUUAUCUAUUGCUGGUUAUUGCCUUCAAAGGAGAAGAUGAAUAUUUCAGAAAGAAAGCCUCAGUAACUGUCAUACAAGCUCUGUGCAAUAAAAUUAGAGCACCCGAUUCAUCAGGAAUUACGGGAGAAAUUGUUAGGUUUAACCUCAUACCGGUUCUAGCUAACCUUUGCAAAGAUAUUCCCAUUUCAAUACCGACUUUGUAUCAUAGGUCUCUUUUGAGAGAUCUGGGCCUUUCUGGUUCCUUUGAUUGCGGAGAUUUGCGGGUAAACGAUAAUUAUUUUGGAUCUUUCUUUUUUCACACCUUUAGAUCUCUUCCUAGAGAUUGGGAAGCCUGGAAGCAAUUUGAUGUGUCUAUGAAAUCUGAACAACAGACAGGAGCUGCUCAGCACGCAUCUGCAGUUUCUGAACUGUCCUCUGAAGAAGAGACCUUCACUCUGCCUUCAACUGUUCCACCUAUUUCAAUUCUUUUUAAUCGUAUGGGCUUCCAGUCUCAAGAUUCAGAAGGAAUCCAUCAAGUUCUGUUUACGGCGUACAAACCUGCCAAAACUAAGGAACCUUUUCCUCCUGACUAUGGAGGUAGAAGCAAAUGGACGGAAAACGAAAGAUCUCUAGCUCAAGAUUGUGUUACUCCUGAAUCUUUGGAGAGUUACGCUAGCAAGAUGAAUGGACGUUUCGAUAGCUUGGGACGGCUUUCCGACUCUAGGUACCUGAAGCUCAAUCGAAACAUUAUUGAAGGCAAACUUGUACAGAUAUUCGAUGACAACAAAGAUUUACUUUAUACGUUGGACACCACUAUGCCUCAACACCUAAAAGAAGGCUUGGAAAGGAUUAUUCAGGCCUGCUUGUCCGAUACCACUGCACAGUUCACACCUCAAGAUCCUUCUUCAUCUGUUCAAACUGCUGCUUUUUCCUCUCUUCAUUUCACCAAUCAAACGCGCUAUUUAACUCAUGGAUAUGAGGCCCCUAAGGAUAUCCAUCCUUUAUAUCUUGUCAACGCCAAUGGAGGAAAGAUGAAUCACAGUCAGCUUCUGGUUCAUCCUUCUGAAGACAUUCAGAAAUUUUCCGGGCCUUUCAAAGAUUUGAAACAGAGUUUGGAGGAAACUUUACGUUGGGUUUCAGAAAAGGUUUUACAGAUUCAUCCCGAUACUUUUCAUGAGAUUUUCGCCACCGUUGAUCUUCUUCCCUUACAAGACACUUCCCCCGCUUCUCCUUUUACAAGCAUUGUGUUCAACAUUAAUAUGUUACUUUCGCUAGAUAACUCAGUUGGAGCUUGCCCUGCAACUCCUAACACUCCUCCCUCCAUGGAGCUAGAUUAUAACGAUACCUACGAUGAUGAGGAUGAUAUAUGUGAGCCCUGGGAAGACGAGGUCGAACCUCACCCACCUACUACUGAUGGUGGCAAAGAUCAAAAUACCGAAAUUUGCUACUUUGACGAAGGAGUUAGAGUUUAUCGCUUUGGAGGUGCUACAGGAGGUCUCGUAUUGGAUUGA